Parnassius apollo (apollo) is the source of this 555-nucleotide messenger RNA. The record is from the annotation of a GenBank genome assembly. Lineage: Eukaryota; Metazoa; Arthropoda; Insecta; Lepidoptera; Papilionidae.
AUGCGGCAUCUCACAACCAAGCAUCAAAAAGAAGCUGAUAAGCCGUUGGAUUUCCUUGAACGAAAGUUGAAAACUCUUAGCCAGCAGCAAAAUACUAUGAUUACGACAUCCAGUGUCAACGAGUCAGCAUUAUUAGCUAGCUACAAAGUCGCAUAUCGAGUUGCUAAAACAGGGAAACCACAUACAAUUGCGGAAAAUCUUAUUUUGCCAGCAGCUCUUGAUAUGGUUGAAAUUAUGGUCAGUAAGCAGGAGGCAAACAAGUUAAAAAACAUACCACUUUCUGACAAUACUAUAUCACGCAGAAUAAACGAUAUGGCCAAUGAUAUUCAAGAACAAGUAGUCGAAAAAUUAAAAAAGUCAACAUUUUGCUUUGCAGUUCGACGAAUCUACAGAUUUUUCAAUUGUGCUCAGUUUGUAGUAUUUGUGCGCUUUGAAGCAGAUGACAGUAUCACGGAAGAAAUGUUAUUUUGCAAAGCACUUGCUGCAAACACUACUGGCGAGUGUUUGUACGAUAUGAUUUUAGAAAGCACUUGCGACUACGAUAUUUAUUGUUAA